Messenger RNA from Drosophila elegans, 3164 nucleotides. RefSeq lists its product as uncharacterized. The coding region runs from base 731 to 1984 and encodes 417 amino acids. Gene Ontology annotation, cellular component: neuron projection membrane. The transcript is spliced from 7 exons. Lineage: Eukaryota; Metazoa; Arthropoda; Insecta; Diptera; Drosophilidae. The record is from RefSeq and is a predicted model, not a curated record. Gene Ontology annotation, biological process: synapse organization.
AGCGUAAAGUAAACAGACAGGCGGCUAAAGCGGCAGCAGGAAAAUCAGGAAUAGCUGGAAAAGCAGCAGCCGUGCAACCGAAGGCACAGCAACAACACCAGUGACGACUGGCAGGCGAAGUCCCACGCUGCUGCUUAAUCAGUUGAACUUUGACCACGGCGGUAACGGGUUCGGUGCGGUGGAGUUUUUUUCAAGCGGGUGUUGUGCGGUCAACGCGGCGUAUGCGCAACGUGGUCAAUUGAUUGCAGAACAAUAAAUGAUGAAUUUCGAAUAUGCUGGCAUAUGGCAGCCACGUGCGCCCAGCUAAAAUGUGACUAAAGGAUUUACAAACCAAAAACAAAAGUCAGACCAUAAGCGAAAAUAAAACAAUAAGAAAUCGCUUAAAUAAAACAUGCAAAAGUUAAUUGGAAAUGGCGCUUGGCAAUGUGGUCGCUUAAAAUGUGCAUAAAUCAAAGCAGAAAAUGCAUUUAAUUAAGUUUCAAAUAACAAAAGAAAACAAAAUAGUUUAGUGGGUGGAAUCAAAAGAACAAUUAGAACCGGAGCAAAACGAUUCAAUUAAAGCAAUGUCAUCCAAUUAAGAGGCAAGUGCAGUGACAAAUGAAAUGAAAUUUAAGCGCUGAUAAAUUGAAUCACAAAUGCAAAACAAUUGACAGCAACAACAAAAAUCGGUAAAAAGUGCAACAACCACAGCAGAAGCAGCAACAGCAACAUCAACAACACCUACAACAAAAUGCCGGCAUCAAGUGGAUUAUAUCGCAUCAAGCAUGGCCGUGUCCUUGACAGGCUGCAAAAACCCACGGCAUAUAUUUUUAUUAUAGCAUACAUUGCGGCAUGCGGCAUUUGCGACCACACAGCGUCGGCGGACGAGGCCUCCUCCACAGCGGCGACGAUGUCGUCGUCAGUGAGGCAUAUAAAUCAAAAUUUAAUUAUGUCACAGGCGAAGGCGGGCGGUGAGCCGGUGCCCGUGCCACUGCCGUUCGCCCAAAGUCAACAGAGUGCCGCAUCCGGCGGGGGCAGCAGCAUCAGCAGCUUCGACUCGACCAACAACGUGAUCGAUGGCCAGCCCACGCCGACGCACCUGCAGGAGGAGCCGCCGCUCCAGACGCACUCCCACUCGCGGAUCCAGGCCAAGGAUACGGCCGGGCCCUAUCCCAUUCCGGCACAUCGGCCGGAGCCCGUGGAGAACCACCUGGAGGCCACCAACGGCAUCGAGGGCGGCGGCAUGGAGAGCCUCUUCGGCACGCCCAUGUACUUCGGCACGGAGAACUCGACGGUGGUCACCACCCAGAUCGGAGCCACCGCCCACGUGCCCUGCACCGUCCACCACAUCGGCGAGGGGGUGGUAUCGUGGAUACGCAAAAAGGAUUAUCAUCUGCUCACGGUCGGCUUAACAACGUACAGCAGUGAUGAGCGGUUCAGUGCCACGCACUUGAAGCAUUCCGAGGAUUGGACACUGCAAAUCAAAUUCGUGCAGCUACGUGAUGCGGGCGUGUACGAGUGCCAGGUGUCAACCCAUCCACCCACCUCGAUUUUCCUGCACCUCAGUGUCGUCGAAGCCCGCGCCGAAAUCACGGGUCCCCCGAUCCGAUAUCUAACUCCAGGAUCGACGCUGCGACUGCAAUGCCGCGUGGUGCAGAAUACAGAGGCCUCCGAGUAUAUAUUCUGGUAUCACGACAACCGCAUGAUUAACUACGACAUUGAUCGGGGCAUUAAUGUGUCAACGGAGCCAGACUUUCAAUCAUCGGAGCUUACCAUUCAGCGGACACGGCGCGAGCACUCGGGAAAUUUCACCUGCGUGGCCAGCAACACGCAACCAGCCAGCGUUCUGGUGCACAUCUUCAAAGGCGACAAUCCGGCGGCCAUGUAUCACGGACAUGUGGGCGGCUCCACGAAGACAAUGCAGUCCCAGCUGCAUAUGAUUAUGAUAAUCAUUGCCAGCGGCUAUCGGAUAUUCCACACGAGUGUAUAUAUGAAGAUCGUGUAGAUGGCCUGGCCGGAGUAGAAGCCCCAUUUGUAACUAUGUCAUCAGCUGGUUACCCCUUUUUGAAGCCCCCAAUCUUGCAUUAGUUACUUCUCUACAACUUGCUAGCGGCAUCGCCCGACAUACGUACUAGCAUACUACAUACCACAUACCACAUACCAUACCUAAAGCCUAAGCCAAAACUAUCAGAAAAGCGAAUCAAACUUAAGAACUCAAUUUCUGUCUCUCUAUAUAGCCGGUGUGUAUGUACACUCUCCUUUUAUAUGUAUGUGUGUGUGUGUGUGUGUAUUUAGUUAAUGUGUAAGUGUCGAACUUAGCCACAGGAUGCAGCUUAUGCCGCACAUGUAUUAUAAAAAGGUAAACUAUUAAAUUCAAAAGAGAUAAAAUAAAGAAAUCCCAUUAAUUCUUAGCUAAGAUCCUGAGCAUGUCAACGAACUGACGUGCAUUUCCCAUAUAGAAUUCAUAUUUUUACAAGUCCCACUCUACGACUAAGAACUUAGUUUCAGCCACCAAAAACACACUCAAUCAUUUGGCCCUGAUUUAUGCUGCAUUGUACAGACAACCACUUAACUGAUUAAAAUGGAUUUAGCUAAAGGAAUUUGGUUCUACUUGAGAAAAGGCUCUUCGAAGAAACUUUCAGAAUUAAGCUGUAAAUAAAUUAUUUGUUAAACUAAAUUACAUACAUAAACUAUUACGUUUAAGAGUGGCUAAUGGUUAUUUGCCAGAGAUGUGCAAACAAAUUUAGGAGUGCGAUAGAAGGUUAUGUUUAUAAGUAUUGCAACAUUUGGCAAGAAGUUGUUAAUCAAAAGAGGAAAACCGAAAACCGAAAACCAAAAACCAAAAACAGAGUAAUCAAAAUAAACUAAUUGUCUAACAUAAGGGAUAUUUAGCAAUUUUUAAUUAGUGGACAUAACUUUUAACUGUCUUAGCAAUGUGCAAAUACAAAGGCAUUUGCGACUAACUAAGUAAAAGGAGAGCUCAAUCAAAAUGGAUUGAGGAAAGCUUCCAAUGUUUGCGUGUAAAUAUCGAUUUGUGCAGCUGCGGAAAUGAUUUCUAGCCCUUAAGUCUGUGUAGUUAAAUGUAACGAAAAUUACCAAACCAAACCAAAUUAAAAAAAAACAACCAUCAUGAGAAAACUGAACAAAUAAAACAUAAUAAAAUUAUGCAAAAUACAAAACCAGGC